Messenger RNA from Malus domestica (apple), 1302 nucleotides. Its product is annotated as BAHD acyltransferase At5g47980. NCBI's taxonomy places the organism in Eukaryota, Viridiplantae, Streptophyta, Magnoliopsida, Rosales, Rosaceae. The record is from RefSeq and is a predicted model, not a curated record.
AUGACACCACCUAUAGAGAUAAGUAUUAUAGCUAGAGAAAACAUCAAACCCUCCUCUCCAACUCCCACUCACUUGAAAACCUUCAAGCUUUCAGUUUUGGAUCAAAUGGUUCCACCCACAUACAUUCCAAUCCUGCUUUUUUAUCCCACAAGUGAUCAUCAAAGAGUCCAGCAACUAAAGAAAUCGCUAUCCGAAACUCUAACUCACUUCUACCCUUUUGCCGGAACAAUCAAAGACAACGCCUUUAUCGAAUGCAACGAUGAUGGGGCAUGCUUCAUCGAAGCUCGAGUGAGCUGCCUACUCUCACACAUCCUCAAUGAACCCGAUCAUGAAGUACUGAAACAGUUUCUGCCCAUUAACUUUGAGUCCUCAGAAGGCGGCAAGGGAUGUGUGCUGCUUGUUCAAGCCAACUACUUCAAGGGUGGUGGAAUCGCUGUAGGACUAUGCCUUUCCCACAAGAUAGCUGAUGCAGCCACGUUGAGCACAUUCAUCAGAAGCUGGGCUGCCAGCGCUUCUGGUUCUGAUCAGAGAGUGGUGAAUCCUUUGUUUGAUUCAGUGCCAAUGGCCCCACCAAAAGACAUCUCAGUGGACCCACCAUCUGUUGAGAUGAAAGUGUACAAGUCUGUGACAAAGAGGUUUGUAUUUCAUGGCUCAAAGAUUGCUGACCUAAAAGUAAAGGUUGCUAAUAAUUUUGUUGAAAACCCUACAAAGGUGGAAGCUUUAGCUGCCCUGAUUUGGAAAUGUGCAAGGAAGGCCUCAAGGGUUACUUUAGGGUUUUCAUCCAGGCCAUCAGCAUUUUACCAAAACGUGAACAUUAGAAACAAAAUUGUCCCUCCUGUGCCUAAUGGGUCUGUUGGGAACUUUGUGGGGUCCUUCAUUGCAAGGUCAGAAGAGGCUGCUGAGACAGAUUUGCAUGGAUUGGUAGCUGAACUGAGGAAAGGGAUUGAACAAUUUACCAGUAAGGCCAAAAGGGUUCCACUGAGUGAGGACAUCUCGGUAAUUUCAGAGCCUCAGAUGGCGGCUAUAGGGUUUUUAAGUAGGGAUGACAUGGACUUUUAUGUAUGCACCAGUUGGUGUAGGUUUGAAUUGUAUGAGGCUGCAGAUUUUGGGUGGGGGAAGCCAAUGUGGGUGAGCUCAGCAGUUCCCACCUGCAAUAACAUGGUGAUUUUGGUGGAUGCAGAAGGUGGUGAUGGGAUAGAGUGUUGGAUAAGAUUGAACGAAGACGAAAUGAAAGUGUUUGAGUGUGACCAAGAGCUUCUCUCAUAUGCUGCUUUCAAUCCAAGCGUCUGGAAAACUGGUUAA